AUGAACCAGAACCACCAGGGUGAGCUAAACGAGACUGUGUUUACAGACUUGGACACGAUGAUGAGGCAAACCAAUCCAUUUGCCAUGGCAUUCAGCAACAUGAGAGCAGUGUGGCUGGAGGAACAGAGAAUUGCCAACGCCAAUCCUCUGGUGCAACCCAGGAGAGUCACCAUGCAUUUGGUGGCUGACCCAAACAGUGACCCAAGGCGGUACAAUCUACCGCCAACUCAAGUCAACGAAGUUUCGGUCGUGUUUGCUGGAAACAAUGGCCAACCGCCGAGAAACCUCGACCUGGUGGUGUUCGACUCGAAUCCAGUGAACCCACAACACAGGAUGCAAAACUUAUCGUACGGCUCCCAGCACGCAGAUCCAAUGCUAUACCCCCUGUUGUUCCCACACGGUGAACUGGGUUGGCAUUUCGAACUGCGACAAGAUGACGGUGGCCGGCAAAAUGCUGUGCGCACACGCAACACUAUCAGAGAAUUUGUGUGUUACCGUCUGGCCAUUCGUUAUGAAGGAAAUAACGACCACAGGCAUCAAAAAUUCAGUCUGAUACACCAUGCUGGUUUUCUGUUUCAACAGUACGUCUGUGACCAAUACGUACGAAUGGAAACAAACAACCUACGGUUCAUUGAACGCAAUCAGGGAGCCCUGUUUGCCGAAGCGUAUCAGGGCCUGGUGGAUCACAUCAACCAGCAGUUGCACAUUGAAGAACCUGCACCGGUUGGACGCAGAACGAUUUUGCCGUCGACCUUCACUGGAGGUCCGCGUUACAUGAAACAGAGCUACCAGGAUGCAAUGACCAUAGUGCGCAAGUACGGCAAACCCGACCUGUUCAUUACCUUCACUUGCAAUCCUGGGUGGCCUGAGAUCGUCAGCAACAAAGGAAAUCAUGCAGAAGCAAGUGACAGACCCGAACUGGUGAACAGAGUGUUUGGUAACGUAGACGCAUAUGUUUACACUGUUGAGUUUCAAAAACGCGGUCUGCCACACGCACACAUACUCAUCAUCCUUAGCGAUGGCAACAAGCUGCUCACAGCCGAGGAUGUAGACGAUGUCGUGUGCGCCGAACUGCCAGACCCAGCAGACGAGAACAAUCAGAGACUGUUCACAGCUGUGACGAGUCACAUGAUACACGGACCAUGUGGGCAACUGAACCGCAACAGUCCGUGUAUGGCUGAAGGGAUAUGUCUAAAGAAAUAUCCAAAGGCAUAUAGUGCAGAGACAGUUUACGUUUCUGACGGCGGGUACCCAACGUACCGUCGACGAGACAACGGAAUCGAGGCCCUCGUGAGGGGUCACCAGAUCAGCAACGAGUUUGUAGUUGCCUACAACCCGUACCUGCUGGCCAAGUACGAUGCACACAUCAACGUAGAGGUGUGUUCUACUGUGAAGAGCGUAAAGUAUUUAUACAAAUACGUCUUCAAAGGCCACGACAUGGCUACAGUAGAAGUCCAAGACAGAAAUGAAAUUGAAAAUUUCAUCAAUGCUCGGUACGUCAGUCCGCCAGAAGCAGUUUGGCGACUGUUUUCGUACGAGUUGCAUAAGCCGAGUCACAGGGUGAUCAGGCUUCCAGUCCAUCUGGAAGACUACCACACGGUGUACUUCGCUCCGGGACAAGAACUGGAGCGGGUGCAAAACGCAGCGCUGGCCCGAACAAGACUCACGGCGUUCUUCUCGCUCAACGAGAUGGACCCCGAGGCCAGACAGUAUCUCUACCAUGAGAUACCGAUGCAUUACACCUGGGCGGAAGAGACAGGAGGUGGAAUCGGCGCCGAAGGGUAA
Messenger RNA from Acyrthosiphon pisum (pea aphid), 1785 nucleotides. RefSeq lists its product as uncharacterized. The transcript has 3 exons. NCBI's taxonomy places the organism in Eukaryota, Metazoa, Arthropoda, Insecta, Hemiptera, Aphididae. The coding region runs from base 1 to 1785 and encodes 594 amino acids. The record is from RefSeq and is a predicted model, not a curated record.